AUGUCCUCUCUAAUUAACAAGCCUUUCCCAGCCGGUGACUUCUCUUUCCAAUACAUUACUGUUGGUCCAGAAGAUUUCGAAAAGGGUCACGAAUGUAAGCUACCCCUAACUGUCUCUUGGGAAAAGUUCAUCAAGGACAACAAGACUGUCGUCAUCACCGGUGCUCCAGCUGCUUUCUCUCCAACUUGUUCCAUCUCCCAUAUUCCAGGCUACUUAACUUACGCCGAUGAAUUGGUCCAUGACAAGCAUGUUGACCAAAUCGUUGUCUUAACUGUCGACACCCCAUUCUCCCAACAAGCUUGGGCUAAGGAGUUAGGUCUAAAGAACACCGCUCAUAUGAAAUUUGCUUCCGAUGCUGGUUGCAAGUUUAUCAAGUCUCUAGGCUUUGAAUUGCAAGUUGCUGACGGUGUCAACUGGUCCGGUAGAUGGGCCAUCGUUGUAAAGGACGGUAUUGUCACUUACGCUGCCAAGGAAGAAAAUCCAGCUUCUGAAGUUACUGUUUCCUCAGUCGAAAGUGUUCUAGCUCAUUUGUAA
Molecule: messenger RNA, 534 nt
Organism: Maudiozyma barnettii
Lineage: Eukaryota; Fungi; Ascomycota; Saccharomycetes; Saccharomycetales; Saccharomycetaceae
Gene: AHP1
Product: thioredoxin peroxidase AHP1
Exons: 1
Coding region: 1-534 (177 amino acids)
Biological process (GO): cellular response to oxidative stress; hydrogen peroxide catabolic process; cell redox homeostasis
Cellular component (GO): peroxisome; cytoplasm; mitochondrion
Molecular function (GO): thioredoxin peroxidase activity
Source: RefSeq, a predicted model, not a curated record